AGGGGAGCAAACAUUAUCGAAAAACCCCCACCACAACCCCAAAGAGGCGGAGCAGCGCUUCGUUCAAGCUGUUAUCAAGUGGUCAAAGCAACAGCAACCCCACCCUCAAGAGUUCAGUUCGUAUGCGUCCAUUGGGUGUGCGAGUGGUGCGAAGCAACGCCGCCCCUCAUGUGGCCUUCGUGGCGAGGUGCUCGUUAGCGGAUUGGUGCGCCAGCCGCGGCUGCGGUUACGCUUCCUGCACCUUCACGUCUCGGCGGGCCUACCACCCUACACGCACCCUCUUCGCCCAAGUCGCCGCAGACGUUGACCGAGCGCAGAAGAGCAGCGCGGCGGCAGUGAAGACCGCAGCGGCCACGCAAGCGUCAGCGUCAUCGUCGUCCAACUCCUCCGCUUCGUCGGCGCACAGCAAACGCGCUGCCCAGAUCCGACGCAACGAAGGAAUUCUGCGCUGGCUGCGCCGCCUCGUGGUGCCCGCGUUCUGUCUCUGGGGCCUCUUUGUGCUGCGUCCGACGGAGGGGCACUUCCUGCGGUACUUGGCGGAGCGGCGCCACCUCGAUGCAGACUUCAACGCGUGGUUUCCACCCGUAACGAUGGCGGCCGCGGCGAACAGUGCGGCGCCGACUGACCCGGCGUCCGUGAGGACGGACGUGUCGGCGACUUUCCGCACCCCGCAGGAUCGCGACUGGGCGGCGCAGAAGUUUCGCUACAAGAAAGGCAGCGACGACGAGGAGCGCGUGGCGCGGCGGCGGCUGCUCUUCGCCCGCGAGCGCUCUUACCUGGCCGACGACACGGUGGUGGAGACGAUCCGCAGCCCGGCGGCGCAGCUGGAGGAGCUGCAGGAGCUGCGUGACCACCCGCCGAUGCACCUUCUUCGUGAGCAGCUCGACGCCUUGGUAGUGGAGAGCAAGGAUUACACGGGAAAAGUUGGUGCCGCGGCUGCUGCGGCGGCGGGAGAGGAGGCCGCCAAGGCGAGACCACCCACGCCACCGCAGGUAUUGAUCCUGUUUGACGACCAUCGCCUCUUUUCCACGGGGGCGAUUGUGUUUCGCGAUAAAGACAGUCAUGUCGGGCGUACCAUGCGCUUCGUCGGGGCGUGCGGGAUGCUGUGGCGACAGAUCUGUUGA
This is a messenger RNA of Leptomonas pyrrhocoris, 1124 nucleotides long. RefSeq lists its product as hypothetical. The transcript has a single exon. The record is from RefSeq and is a predicted model, not a curated record. NCBI's taxonomy places the organism in Eukaryota, Euglenozoa, Kinetoplastea, Trypanosomatida, Trypanosomatidae. Bases 123 to 1124 code for a protein of 333 amino acids.